This is a messenger RNA of Tachysurus vachellii, 3328 nucleotides long. RefSeq names its product solute carrier family 41 member 1 (gene slc41a1). The transcript has 11 exons. Gene Ontology annotation, molecular function: monoatomic cation transmembrane transporter activity. The record is from RefSeq and is a predicted model, not a curated record. Bases 740 to 2359 code for a protein of 539 amino acids. Gene Ontology annotation, cellular component: plasma membrane. Gene Ontology annotation, biological process: monoatomic cation transport. Lineage: Eukaryota; Metazoa; Chordata; Actinopteri; Siluriformes; Bagridae.
GAGUGUGUGAGUGUGUUAGAGAGAUAGAGAGCGUCCAGUGGAGCCAUGAAACUAACUAACGGCUCGGUUACUUAUUAACCCGUGUCCGGCGCAACAACCCCGGUACAUAAGGCAUGCGCAGCGGCGUGGAGGCCGGAGGCUACCGGGGACCGUCCGUGCAGGAAGGUGAUCACUGGACGACGAUCUGACCCCAUACACGUGUUCCUUGUAACACGAUCGCUCAGCUACAGAGACCUUUAAAUACAUUUCAGGGUCCACGUGGUGUAAAGUGAGCCAGUACAACUGUCCAGAGCUGCUCGGGACAUUGCUGCCAAGUAAGUGCCUUUUUUUUGUCACACCAAAAGAGAAGCGAGACGUGGAUCGCUUCUCAGACGUUCAGAUCCUCCCCCGACUUAAAUACGGCAGUGAAGUUCUUCUAAGCAGAUUGUAAAAUGUACCCUCCUCUUAUCGGUUGGCCUUAAAAAAAAAAGAAGAAGGAGAAACGGCUGUGGUGAAUGGGGAACGUAAUUUGUAUGCUACCGAAGUUCAGGCAGGAUCUUAUGCAAAGCCUGGAGAGGGCUAAAGCACCUGCCUCUUUUACUCAACCUGUAGAGCGCGAAUUAUAAACCCGAGGAGCCGAGGAGCCACGUUUUGGAUGGGAUAAGUGGACACUGUAGAUCAGGUCAAGCACCGAUUGAAACUUAAAACUACAAGCGUCCUUCGUUUCUUCUGAUACGACACACGACUUCAAGGCUUCCGCAUGGUCCUCUGGUCGAAAGAGCAAGACAAACUGCCCGACAUGUCCACAGGGACGGAAAUCAUAGAGGUGAAGAAGGACUUCAUCUCUUCGAAUGGCUCGGUACACCCGGUCAUCCUGGCUGCAGGAGCUGAGGAGAGGCAGCCGAGCGGCGGCGAGUAUGAGCUCACCGAGGUGACGUCUUUGCCGGAGCAACCCGAGGCGGAAAACGAGCGGACGGAAGUGGUGGUGAUCGACUGUCGCGCCAACGCCAAGGGUCAGAGGGAAGAGGACGCUCUGCUGGAGAACGGCAGCCAAAGCAACGAGAGCGACGACACGAGCACGGACCAAAGCCCGGUACCACCAGUUCCUCUAAAGGAGACGUCUUUUUCCAUAGGACUGCAGGUCGUGUUCCCUUUCCUGCUGGCCGGGUUUGGGACGGUGGCGGCCGGGAUGGUCCUGGACAUAGUUCAACACUGGAAGGUGUUCUCCGAGGUGAACGAGGUCUUCAUCCUGGUGCCUGCUCUUCUGGGCCUGAAGGGGAAUCUGGAGAUGACUCUGGCCUCCAGACUGUCCACCGCAGCUAAUAUUGGACAGAUGGACACAGCCAAGGAGAUGUGGAAAAUGAUCAUGGGAAACCUCGCACUAAUUCAGGUUCAGGCCACGGUGGUUGGGUUUCUAGCCUCCAUCGCAGCAGUCAUUUUCGGCUGGAUCCCAGAGGGCCAAUUCAAGAUAGGUCAUGCUGUACUGCUGUGUGCAAGCAGCGUAGCUACAGCCUUCAUCGCUUCCUUGCUGCUCGGCCUUAUCAUGAUCGGCGUGAUCAUCGGCUCCAGAAAGGUUGGCAUCAACCCGGACAACGUAGCCACGCCCAUCGCAGCCAGUCUCGGAGACCUGAUUACUCUGGCGUUGCUGUCUGGCAUCAGCACUGGACUCUACCAGGAGCUGGAUUAUAACGAUUAUGCCAAUCCACUAGUCUGUGUCUUUUUCAUCGCCUUGACACCCAUCUGGAUCCUGAUUGCACGGCGAAUCCCCUCCACUCGAGAGGUGCUCUAUUCAGGGUGGGAGCCUGUGAUUAUCGCCAUGGCAAUCAGCAGUGUCGGAGGCCUCAUCCUGGACAAGACCGUGUCCAAUCCCAACUACGCUGGUAUGGCGGUGUUUACUCCGGUCAUUAACGGUGUGGCAGGUAACCUGGUGGCGGUGCAGGCCAGUCGCAUCUCCACAUACCUGCACAUGAACGGCCUCCCCAUCACCGAGCCAAAUCCGCCACCUCAGAAAUGCCCCACGCCGUGCAGCACAUUCUUAGGCUCAGGCGUGAAUUCCCGUUCUGCCCGAGUGCUCUUCCUCCUGGUGGCUCCUGGUCACCUUGUUUUCCUGUACACCAUCAGCUUAAUGCGGGCCGGACACACCACCCUCACCUACAUCUUCAUCGCUGUUUACCUGACCGCUGCCUUGCUCCAGGUGAUGAUCCUGCUGUAUCUGGCUGACUGGAUGGUGCAGUGGAUGUGGAAGCGAGGGAUGGAUCCCGAUAACUUUUCCAUUCCCUACCUAACGGCCUUGGGCGACUUGCUAGGCACGGGCUUCCUGGCUCUGUGUUUCCACAUCCUGUGGAUGAUCGGCGAUAGAGACACAGACGUGGGUGACUGAAAGGCUUUGCUGAAGACCCGCGGGAAACCUCACAAGCCUUUAUUUAUCAAAAACGAACCAACAAAAAACCAUCACAAUGAGAUCUGCGAUAUUAUGGCUAUAAUAGCCACUAUGAUUAUAAUAAUAACUUGUAAUAUUAUUGCUGAAGUAGUGGUAUGUAAUGAUUAUUACAUUAUUGCUUAUCUUCUCAUGGGAGAAGAGAAAUCCUCAUUAUUUUUCAAUGGGGAUGUUCUGCCCCCCCUUUAUUAUUGCUCAGAGGUGUUGGCAGCAACGUGGCGGGGUUUUAAAAAAAGGUCGAAGUUUUCACUAAAAUUAGGAUGUUCAGACACACUAUGUGUAAGUGAUAUAAAUGAAGCAAUUAGUGGAAGUUUUCAGACCACAGCAAAGUGACCUUGAGUAUGCGUUGAUUACCUCUUAGGUUCCUCAUUAAUCUUUGAAAAGUUGGAUAACUGGAACGUUCUUCUUUUUUUUUAAUCUCUGAGCGAUCAGCAAGCACGCUUAGCUCGCAGACGACAGAAUGAAUCAGAAAAAUAGAACAAAUUUUUUUUUUUUGUUUUUGUUGUUGUACCAAGACCGAAAUGAAAACUGUUAAGCUCUAAAAUUGUUCAAGACAAGGCUAGAAGUCUGAAUUCAGCAAGUCACCAAGCUGCACGUGCAGCAGUUUAAUCUAAGAUCAGAUCAAGAUCAUAUAGCUCACCUUCACCAGGUAUUAUAAAAUAAGGUUAAACAUGCCUGCUGCUAAUAAUAGCUCCUGUACUGUACGAAUAGAGGAAUAAAUGCACCACAUACGGUUAGCCACUUCACUUUGAGGCAGAGUCAGGGGAUCCUGAGCAGGUCAAAUAACGCUGUGCUUUUUUUUUUUUUUUGGAUUCUUUGCGAGCAUGUAACAUUUUUCUAUUAAACUGUUGUUUUAAUAACCUUGCUACGAAACUUAGAAGGGCUAAUUUGUAAUGCGGAUCCGACGCAUGA